AAGAAAUUAUAGCUUUAUAUGUUUUCAAAUCUUGGAUGAGACUUUAAAGCCAGACAUCAUAUCCAAUGCCGUUCAACUAUAUAUAUUCAGCCGGUCGUUCAGUACACCAGUGCAGUAUUCCGGCUUUACGAGUCCAAGAGUAAGAAGAGCUCAUGAGUAGACCAUCAGCACCAACAGACCAAGCUUCAGAGAGCCUUACGGCCUGGUCAAAGUUUGACAGCAGAAGCUCAGAAGACCAGGAGCUGCAGACCAUCACCUCCCCCAGAAAUAUCCGGCUAUAUGAAUUCCUUAAUUCCUAUAUUGUUCUGGCCAAUGAAACAGGCUUAGGGAAAACCACAAUCUGCCUCCUUCCUAGGUACCUUAAAGAUAUCAAUCAGGGUUGGACGACCUCAUGAAGGGCCCAGAGUUGUUUCCCCACUCUGCUCUUUUCACCAUCCAUCUCUUUCUCUUUCUCCUCCCUGCGUACGAACUACAAGACCCAGAUGUCUACUUCAAACUCAAAAUGGCCAAUAUUCAUAGUAAAGCCAUCACUACAAUGAGGAAAAGCUCAAGAUUUUCCCAGCCUUCUUUCCGGUCCCGUUUCUCGGAGGAACUGGCAAGAAAGACACUUCGUCGUGAGUCUCUCAAGAGCUCGCUGCCCGAAAUUCUCAGUUCUUAUAAUGUGGGUGGACCUGCCGUUACUGUGGAUUCUUCCUUACAACUUAUGUUGCAGAAACUGACAGCAAUUGGACAUUUAACACCAUCAACGAUUCCUCUCAUCUUUUAUAUAACGAAGGGCCGACUUGUGCGGCAGCUGACGGCACGCAUUGUCGUAAUCGACGAUAUCAGCAACACAAAUAGACAGCGACUCAGUCCGUUGACAAGUGCCAUAUGGGACUACGGCAAUCCAGAAGUAUCUUGACGUUUCAAACGAAGUUUAGAAAAAAUUGUUCAGUCGACAAGUCUUGAUCACCCAUGUAGUGGCUGAUGCUAAGGCUGCGACCCUCGAAGGGCGGCGAGCGCCGCUGCUGAAGGACCUAGAUGAGGAAUUUUGGAUCUUGCAGAGACUUCAGCACUUCCAUGAAGCCCAUGCCCUCAACAAGCUGGAAGAUGCUCUUGAGUUUCUUCCCAGUGAAGUCGAGUCAUCAUAACGAUUGGGAAUGAAGGCUUCCAGCACAACCUUCAAAAACUUCGUACAGCUGGACGUUGGAGCUCAAAGGCAGAAAAAGGUUUAUGGCAUUAAUCUUUCAUCUUGAUGGAAG
Messenger RNA from Fusarium redolens, 1241 nucleotides. RefSeq lists its product as uncharacterized. Bases 392 to 901 code for a protein of 169 amino acids. Lineage: Eukaryota; Fungi; Ascomycota; Sordariomycetes; Hypocreales; Nectriaceae. The record is from RefSeq and is a predicted model, not a curated record. The transcript has a single exon.